Pogoniulus pusillus (Red-fronted tinkerbird) is the source of this 750-nucleotide messenger RNA. Its product is annotated as scale keratin-like. Gene Ontology annotation, cellular component: intermediate filament. Gene Ontology annotation, molecular function: structural constituent of cytoskeleton. NCBI's taxonomy places the organism in Eukaryota, Metazoa, Chordata, Aves, Piciformes, Lybiidae. The transcript has 4 exons. The record is from RefSeq and is a predicted model, not a curated record. Bases 1 to 750 code for a protein of 249 amino acids.
AUGAAAGGGAUUCCAGAAGCUUCCAGGUCGAGCCCUGGGUUCUCCGUGUUAAUGUGGCCAAGUAGUCUGAGCGGUGACAGGCAGGGCUGGGCUGGUGCCCUCCAAAGCUCUCCUGCCUGCAGCUUGCUCCUUAGCUUUGGCCUGUGUGUAAACAGUGCCAAACCAACUCUUGCAGCCCACCCUGCACCCUGCGAGGCGUCCUGCUGCGACCUGUGCCCCACCUCUGCCUGCGGCAUCAGCCGGCCCCAGCCCCUGGCCGACAGCGCCAACGAGCCCUGCGUGCGGCAGCGCCCUGACUCCAGCGCCCUGAUGCAGCACCCUGAUCGCCCUGACUCCAGCAUCCUGAUCCAGCCCCCCACGCCUGCGUUCACCUUCCCCAAGCCCAUCAGGAGCGCCUUCCCGCAGUACAGCCCCGCUGGCUCUGCAGGAGCCCCUGGGAUCAGGGGAGGCUAUGGUGGCACUUUUGGGGCCUAUGGAGGCUAUGGAGGCCUUGGUGGCAAUGGAGGCUUUGGGGGCUGUGGGGGCUAUGGAGGCUGUGGAGGCUUUGGGGGCUACGGCUCCCUGGGCUAUGGGGGUCUGGGAGGCUAUGUGGGCUCCUCCCUGGGCUAUGAGGGUCUGGGAGGCUUUGGGUGCUCCUCCCUGGGCUACAGGGGCCUGUAUGGCUAUGGCAGAUCCUUUGGCUCUGGCUCCUGCAGCCCUUCCUCCUACCGGUUCAGCAGGUACCGCUGUGGCAGCUGUGGGCCCUGCUAG